AUGAGAAAUUGUGGUCACCUUUAGAUCUAUCAAAUUAUUAAUCAAAUACUACAUGAUUAUUGUUAUGCCCAUUUGAGUCUAUUCUAUUUUUAUUUUAAUUUUACUACUUUGUCUGUAAUCUCCUCUGGAAUAAAUAUUCCAAAUUAAUCAAGAAUUUUAUUUGAAUAAAAACUUCCAAUAGAAACAUUUUCAGCUAUUCCUGCAGAAUAUAUUAAUUAAAAAUGCAAAGAGUAAGAAUUCAUAGAUUUAUUAGAAAAACAUUUUGAUAUAAUAAAACCUAUAAUAGGAGCACCUGAUACAAUUUAGUUUUUAUAAUAAAAUCAAUAUUAAAUUGUUUUAUUCACAAAUUUAGAUGAAAAAUUAAUUUAAAAUAUAUCAUAUAUACACAAAGAUUGGCUUUAUAAUACUUAAAUUAUUCAUUUUUAAAAUUUAUAAGAAAUAUUUGAAAAAGCUUUUAUUAUAAUAGAAGGUGAUAAUUAAGUUAUGGAAAUGCUAUCCUAGCUAAAUUAAGAAAAUAAUAAAGAUAAGAUUUUAAUAUAUUUAAAAAAUAGUGAUUUUCAUAAUAAAACUAAGUUUAAAGAGAUAUAAGGAGUAUAAUAUUAUACAAAAUGGGAAGAUAUUAAUUGGAAAAAAAGUUUAAAUAAUGAUUCUAUUUAACUAAAUGUAUAAUUUCCUUAAGAAGAAAAUAAAUUAAGUUUACAUAAAGAACCAAUAAAUAUGUCUUUUAAAGGAUUUAAUAAAGACAUAAAAUUAGAUUAAGAAAUAAUUAUAGAAAGUUAAGUAGUAAGAGGAAAUGGAAGGGCAAAUCAAGAUUUAGGAAUUCCAACAGCAAAUUUAUUAGUAAAAAGGGAAAUUUCUGUUAAAUUAAAUAACUUAUUGACAGGAGUAUAUUCAGGAAAAGCUAUUGUUGAAGGAAUGUUAUAUAUAUAAUGA
Messenger RNA from Ichthyophthirius multifiliis, 933 nucleotides. RefSeq names its product riboflavin kinase fad synthetase family protein, putative. NCBI's taxonomy places the organism in Eukaryota, Ciliophora, Oligohymenophorea, Hymenostomatida. Gene Ontology annotation, molecular function: riboflavin kinase activity. The record is from RefSeq and is a predicted model, not a curated record. The transcript has 8 exons. Gene Ontology annotation, biological process: riboflavin biosynthetic process.